This is a messenger RNA of Frankliniella occidentalis (western flower thrips), 3736 nucleotides long. Its product is annotated as protein MMS22-like. Gene Ontology annotation, cellular component: nuclear replication fork. Gene Ontology annotation, biological process: replication fork processing; double-strand break repair via homologous recombination. NCBI's taxonomy places the organism in Eukaryota, Metazoa, Arthropoda, Insecta, Thysanoptera, Thripidae. The record is from RefSeq and is a predicted model, not a curated record.
CAGAAAAGAAAAUAGAGUCGCAUCAUGCAUGGUCGUGCUCCUUUCUUCGAUGCCGGUUUAAGUAUCGCGCGUUAAUCGCCGUCUCCAAAAGGGAGGAUGUGUGCGCGAUGAUGAUGCGAGCUCCUAUCCUCCCUGAAGCUGGACUGCGUUUGCGCGGUCUUCUGCCUUUGUAUUGUAUUCGUCUUUGUAUCUUUUAGUAAACAAUUUCGGGCAUUUCGAAUAUUUUCUGCUGGUUGUCAUGAGUUGAAAUUGUUUCCAUCAUGAAUAUGACACCUCCCAAAUCUCCUGGGAGUGAUGUCGAGCAAGAUUCGAUUGAUCUACUCAAACAAAAGGGAGGGUACGGCUUUCACUGUGUUGAAGCGAACAAACGCAAUGUCUUCGACCGAAGUGGUUUUAUCCAUUCAGGCGAUGGCGAUUUACGUGGCACCGUUUCAAGUGACACCUGUUUGAGGCAGAACUUCGUGUUGGUGUUUGAUCAGUUAUUGGAUAUUGACAGCUCUUGCAAGGAAGAUUUAGACCAACUUUUUAGAAUAAGCAGAAACCGUAUUUGUAUUCUUGAUGCUGCUGUAAAAUCGAAUGCUGGAACAUAUGGAUUACUUUCUGGUGGCAACAGCUCAGAACCUAACUUUUCUGAGAUACGGCAAGAGCUUAGAGAGUUUUUCUACAUGCUUCGAAUUAUUUUGGCCACUCAGAGCAUAGAUGAGGAAUGCUCAUGGUUAUUAGAAGAAUUGCUCCCGUCCAUUCUGAAAGGCCUUUCUCUGAUUCGUGCUCAUUUAGGGUGGCUUUCUGAUCUCCCUAGCUAUGUUCGGAACCAUGCAUAUGUGAGAGGAGUUUCUAAGAGUUCUGCUGCUUUUCAUUUAUUUCACUGCCACCUUGAAUUGAGAUGGCUUCAUAUAUCCGUUUUGUGGACACUGAACUGGUGUCUGAAUGCACCUUCAAGAUUUCAGUCAUCUCAAAUGUCAGUAAAUUUGCAGACCAUUUCUUCUGAUUGUAAUCUUCAGAACUUAUUAGAUUCAACUGUAGAGUUGUGUGUAGCUGAUCUCUUCCAAAUGGUUGUUGGAAAAUUCAAUAAGAUGAGCAUGGAAAAUAUAGUAAAUACAUCCCCUUUUAAUUGCAUGUGUGUUAAAGAGCUGUGGCUACUUUUAAGACUCAUUGUCGAAACUAAUAAUAAUCAUGAUCCUAAGUCAUUUUGGAAACUUUUAGAAAAUCAUUUUGAGAUGCUAGUUAAAGAUGACAAUCUUUUAAAUUCUUCAAAAAAAGAGUGGAAUCCCCUGAGAGUGCCCAACAAAAUAGCCUGUGUAGAACCAGGUCUAUUUUCUCUUUGGCUGUUGUGUCACAUUGCUGAACUAUUCCGUUAUGCUACAGAUGGUAAUGUCGUGUAUAUGGCUGGACAUGAGAUAGAUAGUGGCCACCUUAUGCUGAAGCGAGUGUUGAGCAAUGUAACUGGCCCAUCUGACAUUGACGAAUCACAACGCCGUGUUUUAGUUAGCCUUGUAAAGAAUCUCAUGACAGAUCCAUGGAAACCUAAACCUGAACCUAUAAUGAUGUUGUGGGAAGGAUUUUGCCGUAAACUAGAUUCUGCUUUUCAGCUACCAGGAGCCCUGGCAUACUCUUAUGCGGUAUCUAGUGACUCAAUUAAAGAUAUUUUGAACUCUGUUGAUCAUGGUGAAUUUCCAAGUAAACAUAGCAAAACCAAUAGCUAUCAUAUGUUCCUCUCUCUUUUAAGCAAUUAUCUAAGGUAUGACGAAAAGCAAUGGAAGCAAAAGAUGUUUGGCCGUUUCUUUUCGAAGCUUUCAGAACGCAAAGUCAAUGGUUUAAGUGAAAUAGGAUUGUACCAUCUCACACAGCUUUUCUUGACUGUUGCUGCACAGACAGAUUUAGAGGAAAUGGGCCUCAAAUUCCAGAAGUUGGUGCAGUUUACUGAUUCUAAUGAGAAACGAAAUGAGAUGGUCAUGAAAGCCCAACUUUGUUUUAUCUAUCUCUUUGCUCAAAAAGGCAAACCAUUUGCUCAUCUUAUAUCUCAUUUAACAGAAAAACUGGUUAUGUUCAUCAAACUUAAUCAAACCCCAGUAAUGCAGGCAUUCUAUGAAGGGUUGAAGUAUAUAAUUAAUAGUAAUGAAUUUCUCCCAGCUGAUCUACACCUGGUGUGUGAAAAUGAAUGGAUCAGUCUCUGCUUACGUCAUGGCCGUCAAGACUCCAUUCGUAAUUUAUUGGGACUUAUGAAUGUUAUCCUGCAAAAAGUACAGUUGGUUCUGGACUCUAACAACUUAGUUGGUGGUGGUAUAGAAAAACUGGUGUGUGCUCUUCGUGAAAAUCUUCUGUCAUAUGUUAAAGAACAAAGACAUUCUACCUCAGAAGUAAUAGCUGAUCUAGCAGUUCAUUUUACUAUUGCUGCACUUGAAUUCAAUAUCCCUCCAUCUUGCAAAGACUCAUUCCAGAGUCUCUUACAGUUUUUCAUGAUCAGUGAAUCAUCAAACUUAGUUAUUGUUCAAAGAUACCUGUGCAAAAUUCUUGCAUUAACAAAAGUCCGUAAUAUAAUUGAAGCAGAUGAAAAACAGCAAGCAGUUUUCAUUCAGGCAUGGGUACGCUGCUGUACUCUCAAUGUGAGUAUUGAUCAGGAUCAAAGUAGAAGUGUAACUAAGCAGAUUUUCAUGUUACCGCUAGUGAAGAAAUUUAUCAAGGACACCAAUUUGGAUAAUUUAGACAGGAUCUCUGAUCCCCUGAUCCAUCUCAUUGAGGUCCUAAAAAAUUGUGACAAAGAGGAUAAAAACUUUUUACAAGUGCUGAUUGAGCCUUUAAAAAAUUUGGUGCCUGUUAUUAAAUCAGCACUGUUCCCUACCAAGUUGAAAGAUGUAAGUGCGAGCUGGAAAUCAGACAAAACACACAUAUUUGAACCAUCUAAAGAUGUCAUUGUGAGAGUGUUUUUUAUUUAUGGAAAGCUUCUCUGUAAUUGUGCAUCCUUUAUAUAUGAAAAGAACACCUCCUCCAACUUCUUGAUUACUCUUAUCACUACCCUAAUAAGACCACAGAAUGUUUUUGACAUGGAUGUCAGAUUGCCAUUAGCAAUGGAUGAAGGAUUGCGAAAGUCACUUCAUCUCUACUUAAUAGGGUUACACUCACUAGAUCCCAAAAAGGAAAAAUGCAUACAAAGAUUUUUCAAUGAAAUAGUGACUGUUUAUGUUCCACGGUUUGGAGUGACACCCCAUAAUGACCCAUUCUCAAAAAUAUGGGAUGAGCCAGAGCAUAUGCCAACUGCCAUCUACACUUUACAGACUGUGUGCAAUACAUUACUUCGCCUAGAUCAGCGUACAAAUUUACCUCAUAAAUAUUUCUUACAGGGUUUGAAUUUAAUCAAUGAACUUGUCAAAAGAAAUGAAUUUGAUGAAAUGUUAUUAGGAGUUCUAAUUGAUCAUGUAUUCCCCAACUGUUUGGAAGUAGUUGCCAGAGCCAAUGAUAUGAGUGCAAGUACAAGGAGAAAAGAAGUUGGGAAAACAUUCAAAACCAUAUUUGAAGCUGAAUCAUUUUUAACGGUGCCAAGUCUUUGGGAGCAAACAAACGCUGUACUAAAUAAUCUAUCUAUCAAGUACCUCAGUUUUACUUCAGAAAUAUUUAUGCGAAUGUUAUUAUUUUUGAAGCCAGAAUUUCCCUCAGUCAUCAAAAGGUUUCUUCCAACACUAGAAGCAAAUAUUAAGGAAGUAAUUUCAAAACGUGGCAGUGGAUCGGACAAAACUUUAGA